AUGACAUUGCAAGUAUUCCAAGAACAUUGGUUGUAUGCAAAAUUUAGCGAAUCUGUGUUUUGGCUGAGAUCAGUAAUCUUCCUUAGUCAUGUUGUGUCCGACCUGGGUGUAGAGGUUGAUCCUAAAAAGAUUAAGGCAGUAAAGAACUGGCUGAGACCCCUCACACCUAUAGACAUCAGGACUUUCUUGGAUUUAACGAAUCACUAUCGCAGGUUUGUUGAGGGUUUUUCCGCUAUUGCUGCUUCAUUGACAUCUUUAACAAAGAAGAAGGUGAUGUUUGAGUGGUCUGAAACUUGUGAAGAGAGAUUCCAAAAGCUCAAAGAACGACUCCCUUCAGCCCUACUUCUCACAUUGCCGAGGAAUGGUGAAGGGUAA
Molecule: messenger RNA, 375 nt
Organism: Solanum pennellii
Lineage: Eukaryota; Viridiplantae; Streptophyta; Magnoliopsida; Solanales; Solanaceae
Exons: 1
Coding region: 1-375 (124 amino acids)
Source: RefSeq, a predicted model, not a curated record